AUGAAUGAAACUGAUUUAUCCAAUGUUUAUCCGCAUAUAUUUAAUUGUUUCUCAAUGAUAUUUAAGAUAUCUCCGAACUUUCCAAGUAUGUUAUUCCUUUAUUUAAAUGGUUUGCAUUGCGAAAACGAAAUGAUACAGAAAAAUAUUUUGAAAACUUUACAAAGGUUAUUUAUUGAACAUGAUUUCAUGAGAUACGCGUUUUCUAAUUUGGCAAAAGCUUUAGAUGGUUUUACUUCUCUUUAUUUAAAGUCAGAAUCAAGUGAAAUUAAGUUUUUGACAUUGAAAGCAAUGACACUUUUGUAUUCAGUUGAUGAAAAAAUGACAAUGAAAUACAAUUUGUCAAUUUCAACAAUAAUCAAUGAAGAAGUCUUAGAAAACCAGAAAAUGGACUUUAUUACAAUUGAUUUUAUCAAUCAGUUAUUAACAAUUAUUUUUGAUAUUUCUAUUUUUAAUGAAGACUUUCUUAAAUCAGGCAGCCACCAAAUUGUUUAUCCGCAGAUAUUAGUUAUGUUGUUUAAAUACGCAAAUGAUUUCAAAUUACCUGAAAAUUAUUUGCCAAAAUUAUUUAAUUCAAUGAUUGAAUUUCCUAAUUCUUUGUCAAAUAUAUUUGGUGUUGCUUCUUGGUUGUAUUAUUUCACGUUGUUUAUUAAGAACUACCAUUAUGAACCAAAGCUGUUUUCAACACUUUUGAAACAAAGUUUAAUGACAAAAGAUGAAAAAUAUGAAAUUUUGUUUUCUAUUUUGAAUCCUACUGAAAUUUUAACAAUUUUGGCACUUUUAAUAGAAGAAAUCGAUGAUUUAGAAGCACAGAAUGAAAUGUAUCUAGUGAGAUUGUGUAAAAUUUCUUGCAUGUUCUUGCAGAAAAACAAAAAUGAAGAAUUUGUUGGCAAAACCGCCAAAAUUUUAGGAUUUUUAUUCAACAAGAACAUGUCAUUGAAUAUUUCGAUAAAUGACAAGAAAAUCAAUGUUUUAACUGCUUUUACGAAUAUUGUUGGACUUUAUCCGAAUGCAACAAAAGAAAUUUAUGAAAAAAUAAUGUCGAAAAACAAUGAAAGCGCUAUAGUUGAAUUGGCAGAAGCAAUGAUAUCUAAACCUGUUGAAUACUUGUUUGAUUUCGAUGAUUUCGUUUUCAAACCUGAUGAAAAAUUAGUUUUGAUUGAAAACAAAACCGCUUUUUAUGAUUUGACAGAAUUCAACAAAAAAUCAUAUGAAAGCAAAAUUUUGCAACAAAAGAAGAUAUUUUAUUCCUUUUUAAGACUUGUUAAAACAGAUGGAGGUCCAUGA
This is a messenger RNA of Trichomonas vaginalis G3, 1284 nucleotides long. Its product is annotated as armadillo (ARM) repeat-containing protein family. The record is from RefSeq and is a predicted model, not a curated record. The transcript has a single exon. Bases 1 to 1284 code for a protein of 427 amino acids. Lineage: Eukaryota; Parabasalia; Trichomonadida; Trichomonadidae.